Messenger RNA from Centropristis striata (black sea bass), 2408 nucleotides. Its product is annotated as transcription factor IIIB 90 kDa subunit-like. Gene Ontology annotation, biological process: DNA-templated transcription initiation; transcription by RNA polymerase III; transcription preinitiation complex assembly. The transcript is spliced from 16 exons. Lineage: Eukaryota; Metazoa; Chordata; Actinopteri; Perciformes; Serranidae. Bases 529 to 2397 code for a protein of 622 amino acids. Gene Ontology annotation, molecular function: RNA polymerase III type 3 promoter sequence-specific DNA binding; RNA polymerase III general transcription initiation factor activity; TBP-class protein binding. The record is from RefSeq and is a predicted model, not a curated record. Gene Ontology annotation, cellular component: transcription factor TFIIIB complex; nucleus; transcription preinitiation complex.
UUUAAAAGCAGGGACAUAAGAAGUGCCAUUUCACAAGUAGGGGAUUCCGUUGCCGGUUCUUACUAUUAGUCUGUUGACAUUUGCAAUUUAAAUAAUCAAUUUUACAUUUUCCUGACACCCGGCGUAAUACUUACAGCGUGUCAUGAACUUACAUUUCUAAAAAAACGAACACAUUUCAAUGAUUAUUCCUUAAAUUUAGCGACACCUUGACACCGCGCCACCCCUCCGGUCCGAGUUGGUCUCGCCCGUGCCUCCACAGCAUCAAACGCACAUGUUGGGUGUGUUGUGUUGAGGAUUGCAGCGAUAUUACAGCAUUUAGCACAACCUCUGCGCACUGUCACGCUGCUGUUCGCUCUCUCAUUACCGCAGUUACAACAACUGCAUUAGUAAAUCCCACAGUCAAUGAGAAAUAGUUAAAGAAAUCAGAUUUAUUGUGAGAAAACGCUUGAAGUGAGGAGGCUGACACGCGUCCCAGCGUGGCUGCAAACUACUGUUCACUGAAGGCUUUGAGGCUCGCCGUGUGACAUCAUGAGCUCCAAGGUGUGUAGGAACUGCGGCAGCUCGGACAUCGACGUGGACCAGGCCCGCGGCGAUGCCGUCUGCAUGACCUGCGGCUCCGUGCUGGAGGACAACAUCAUCGUGUCCGAGGUGGAGUUCGUGGAGACGGGAGGCGGAGGCUCGUCGGCCGUCGGACAGUUUGUCUCCACUGACGGCGGAGGCGUCAACCCGUCCUUCGGAGACGGACACUUCACCGGAGUGGGCCGGGAGUCCCGAGCUCAGACGCUGCAGAGAGCGAGACUCAGCAUCAACACUCUGGGUCACCAGCUGCAGAUGAACAAACACUGCCUGGACACGGCUCUCAACUUCUACAAGAUGGCGCUCACCAAACACCUGACCCGCGGCCGCAAGUCCUCCCACGUCAUCGCCGCGUGCCUCUACAUGGUUUGCCGCACCGAGGGGACGCCACACAUGCUGCUGGACCUCAGUGAUCUCCUGCAGGUGAACGUCUACGUGCUGGGACGAACCUUCCUGGUGCUAGCCAGAGAGCUGUGCAUCAACGCCCCGGCUAUAGACCCGUGCCUGUACAUUCCCCGUUUUGCUCAGCUGUUGGAGUUUGGGGAGAAGAACCAUGAGGUGUCCAUGACGGCGAUGAGGCUGGUGCAGAGGAUGAAGAGGGACUGGAUGCACACGGGACGAAGACCGUCGGGACUCUGUGGAGCAGCUCUUCUUGUUGCCGCUCGUAUGCACGACUUUCGCCGCACCAUCAAAGAAAUCGUCGGUGUUGUCAAAGUGUGUGAAACCACGCUGAGGAAAAGAUUGACGGAGUUCGAGGACACGCCCACCAGCCAGCUGACCAUCGAAGAGUUCAUGAGGCUGGACCUGGACCAGGAGUGUGACCCGCCCUGCUUCACAGCCGGACUGAUGAAGAAAAAGGCCAAACUGCUGGAGAUUGAGCUGAAGAAAAAGAUGGAUGACGUGGAAGAUGAGAUUCAAGGCUACCAGGAUGAAAUAGACGCAGAGCUUCAGAGCGUUCGACCCAAACUGAGAGGAGUUUACGCCGCCUACACCAAAGAAGAAGCCUGCGGAGACGAUAUUGAAAACAUCGUCUCCACGUCGCCUCCGUCAGCAGACUGCGAGGACUCGGGGGAGGACGACGUGCUUCAGGCCGUGGCCAAGCACUUUGGCAAAGACCUGGAGGAGCUCACGCUGGAGGCCCUGAUAAAACUGGAGCAGAAGAAACCAGAUGAGGAGGGGGAGGAGGAGGAGGAGGACCAGGAGGGAGACGUCCCCAAGAGGAAAGCCCCGUCGCUGGAGUCCAUCCUGGGCUCGAUGCCCACGGCCGCCUCCCUCAGCCUCCCACAGCCCGCCGACUGCUGCAGCGGAGACGGGAAGGAGAACGAUGGUGCUGCUGACAGCGGGGAGCUGGACCUGAGCGGGAUCGAUGACAGCGAGAUAGAGCUGUAUCUGCUGAGUGACAAAGAAAUCCAGGUGAAGACGGCGCUGUGGAUGGCAGAAAACUCCGACUACCUCAAAGAGCAGAAAGAAAAGGAAGCAAAGAUAGCGAAGGAGAAGGCGCUCGGGAUCUACAAAGAGAAGAAGCCCAGAGGACCGGCCAGGAAGUUCCCUCCGAUCCGAGCCAGCACGGCGGACGAGGCCAUCGGGAAGAUGCUGGAGCAGAAGAGGAUCUCCACCAAGAUCAACUACGACGUCCUGAAGGACCUCAACAUCAAGCCCGGCGCCAGCCCGGCCCGCCAGGUCGAGUCCCCGAAGACGGAGCCGGCCACCCCCAGACUGACCGCACGCAUCCGCAAACCGGCCCGAGCUCCUCUCAGCCUCAGCACGCCGCUCGCCACGCUGGGGAAAAGGUUGGUGCCGGGCCCGUUUUUACACUUGUGAGCAGGUUUCUG